AUGGCGUCCUCCUGGACAAAGACAGCGCAGUGGAUCUGGACGCCGAAGUACCGCGAAGAGGACAACCAGCCUGGCCGCUACUUCCUCUUCCGGAAGAGCUUCCAGUGGACUGCCCUUGCGGGGCAGGGCGAGGUCCCUAUUCAUGUUUCUGCUGAUAGUCGCUAUCGGCUUUUUGUGAAUGGCCAACGUGCAAGUUUCGGGCCUUGCAAGAGCUAUGCGGAGCGAUGGCAUUAUGAAACAGUCGACAUUCUGCCGUUCAUGAAGGAGGGGGAGAAUGUCAUCAGUGCGCGCGUGCUGCGUUAUUCCUCCGUCGAGGCUGGUUCAUCGUCCAUCGUCCGAACAGAGUUGCCCGGACUAGUGGUGCAUAGUGAGACUGAGGUUAGUUCCGGUCGAGGCGUGUAA
Penicillium canariense is the source of this 402-nucleotide messenger RNA. RefSeq lists its product as uncharacterized. Lineage: Eukaryota; Fungi; Ascomycota; Eurotiomycetes; Eurotiales; Aspergillaceae. The record is from RefSeq and is a predicted model, not a curated record. The transcript has a single exon. Bases 1 to 402 code for a protein of 133 amino acids.